Messenger RNA from Crotalus tigris (Tiger rattlesnake), 2376 nucleotides. It is a transcript of the gene CYRIB, whose product is annotated as CYFIP related Rac1 interactor B. NCBI's taxonomy places the organism in Eukaryota, Metazoa, Chordata, Lepidosauria, Squamata, Viperidae. Bases 610 to 1584 code for a protein of 324 amino acids. Gene Ontology annotation, biological process: positive regulation of T cell activation; regulation of actin filament polymerization. The transcript has 12 exons. Gene Ontology annotation, molecular function: small GTPase binding. The record is from RefSeq and is a predicted model, not a curated record.
UUGCCAGCAAUGGAAAAAAGUCGCGACACGCCACGUGAUGUUGCAAGUUUGACACCCCUGUUCUAGGCCAUAUUGUAUGGUUCCUUACUUCUGUAAAUUCAGAGCUUACUAUGUGAUGUUCCAGCUGCAUGUACCAAUGGUUUGUCUGUAAUCCACUUUUGUUAUUCGUCAAUUCUCACAGACAUACACUACCCCCAUGGUUCUUCAUAUACUGUCUGUUAGAUCAUGUGCAGGGAGAUGUUUUAGAUGGCUGCCUGACCAUGGGCUUACAACGUCCAUAUAAAUAGUUAGUUUGCUAUGUUAUGAGCUGAUUUACCUCUCAAUCACACUUUUCCAUUCUUCCAUUUUAAGUCUCGUAUGAUACAUACCAAACUUGAACGGUAUGAAAAAUAUUAGAUGCUCUACAUGCCAGCAAGGUCUCUGUUGUAUUGCAGAUGGUGAAGUUGAAGAAAGAGGGGAAAUGACUUAGCCUUUAUUUGCAUCCUUAUUUCAUAUGCUGGUUUCACAUCCUGAUAUGUGACCAAAUGUUGAUGGUAUCAGCAUUAAGACCUUCUGCUUAAACUUGAUUGGGAACAAAAACAGAGCAGCACUGGCUGAAGGUAUAUUAACAUGGGGAACCUUCUUAAAGUUUUGACAUGCACAGACCUUGAACAGGGACCAAACUUCUUUCUGGAUUUUGAAAAUGCUCAACCUACAGAAUCAGAAAAGGAAAUUUACAAUCAGGUAAAUGUGGUGUUAAAGGAUGCAGAAGGAAUCCUGGAAGACUUACAGUCGUACAGAGGAGCUGGUCAUGAAAUACGAGAGGCAAUACAGCAUCCCAGCGAUGAGAGGUUGCAAGAGAAGGCGUGGGGUGCAGUUGUCCCCCUAGUGGGCAAACUAAAGAAAUUCUAUGAAUUUUCUCAGAGGCUAGAAGCUGCUUUACGAGGUCUCCUCGGGGCCUUGACUAGCACGCCUUAUUCUCCUACACAGCACCUGGAGCGAGAGCAGGCUCUUGCUAAACAGUUUGCAGAAAUCCUUCAUUUCACGCUUCGCUUUGACGAGCUGAAGAUGACAAAUCCUGCAAUUCAGAAUGAUUUCAGUUAUUAUAGAAGAACCUUAAGUCGUAUGAGAAUCAACAAUGUCCCAGCAGAAGGGGAAAAUGAAGUAAACAAUGAAUUGGCCAACAGAAUGUCCUUAUUUUAUGCCGAAGCGACACCAAUGUUGAAAACCUUAAGCGAUGCCACGACAAAAUUUGUUUCAGAGAACAAGAAUUUACCUAUAGAAAACACCACAGAUUGCUUAAGCACCAUGGCCAGCGUUUGCAGAGUCAUGCUGGAAACCCCGGAAUACAGAAGCAGGUUCACAAAUGAGGAGACAGUAUCCUUCUGCCUGAGGGUAAUGGUGGGUGUUAUAAUCCUCUACGACCACGUGCAUCCAGUAGGUGCUUUUGCAAAAACUUCAAAAAUUGAUAUGAAAGGAUGCAUCAAGGUUCUUAAAGACCAGCCUCCAAACAGCGUAGAAGGUCUUCUAAAUGCUCUCAGGUACACAACAAAACAUUUGAACGAUGAGACUACCUCCAAGCAAAUUAAAUCCAUGUUGCAAUAACAGUUACCUGUAUAGUGUGGCCCUGCUGUAAACAGUAUUCUGCAAUGACUGAGAUGCACAGAUUUUUUUUUAAAAAAGUGAUUGCAACUACUAUCUUGUUCAGUCUUGCUUUUGACUCCUCCCCCCCCCCAUGUUCUCUCUUUCCAUUAAAAAAAAAUCACGUUCUUGUCCUUGGGUAAGCUGAUAACUUCUUUUUUGUGCCAAAAUCAUUGAAAUGUAUCAUCUCUGGAAGGUAAUUUUUUACUUUUCGGAAUCGCCAUUGUACAUGGCAGCUAAUUUCUGCAUUGCGUUAUGGAUUUCUCUGUAUGAGAGAAAGUUCUGUGACUUGAACUAAAUAUUUUUAAACGUGGUUUUUUUUUCUUUUUGUUUUUGAAAAAACUAAUAUUUAAUAUUGCUUCUCGUGCAUGGCAAAACUGCCUAUUUACUGCUAUUUAAAAGAAAAAAAAGAAAAACCCUCAGUGACUUCAUUUUCUAUUGCAGCUUUUUUUAUGUGCAGUCAGGAAGAAAAUUUAAAAGCAGAUUUGUUUAAAUUAACUGUGUUUGUACAAAUGGUACCCAACACAAAAGAUUUUUUUUUAAAAAAAAAAAGAAAGAAACUAGUAAAAACUGUUGGUUUUUUUUUUAAAAAAAGUUAAGUUUGCAUUGCGACUCAUUUUUGUAAGGAUGUAUGUUGUAUGUUUAAUAACUAAUGUUUUUCAAAAAAAAAUUGGUGUGUGCGUAGCCAAAUUACGUAUGCAUGUUUGUGUCAAAGGAUUGGCUGUGGAAACAAUAAUAAAAGUCAGCUUUCAUUUU